Messenger RNA from Neolamprologus brichardi, 3105 nucleotides. It is a transcript of the gene galnt6, whose product is annotated as UDP-N-acetyl-alpha-D-galactosamine:polypeptide N-acetylgalactosaminyltransferase 6 (GalNAc-T6). Gene Ontology annotation, molecular function: polypeptide N-acetylgalactosaminyltransferase activity. Gene Ontology annotation, cellular component: Golgi apparatus. Gene Ontology annotation, biological process: protein O-linked glycosylation. The record is from RefSeq and is a predicted model, not a curated record. NCBI's taxonomy places the organism in Eukaryota, Metazoa, Chordata, Actinopteri, Cichliformes, Cichlidae.
CUGUUGAGCCGGUUUGAAAGUCAGCUGGCUUGUUAAGUGAAUUAAUUAUGACCAAGUAAGAGUGACGGGUCUCUUACUUAACAGUGGUCAGCUAAGGGGACGUGGAUGUCCUACAUUGCAAUGAUAUCAUUUUUCAGGUAUCAUAGUAGAAAACAGCCUCCAAGGCUGGGUGAAGUUAUGCUCCUGUCAUGCUCCACGUAGCAAAAAACUACUUCCUGAAUCAAGUGACAGAUAGUCAUUACUGAUGAGGUGCCUUUGGGUGUGGGUGUCUUGAGGGAAUGCAUUGUGCGUCACCUAUUUACUGGAACGGGACCUGCAGGGUCAGGCUCACCUGCUGCCACGUGGCUCCUGGAGGAUUGUGACCAGAACAGGUGAAUUCAGGUGUUUACAAAGAGGUGUGGUGUGUUUGUUCUCGCUCACCUCUUCCCUGUUCUACCUACCCGCCCUGUGGGACUGUUUCCUAAAGAGACAGAGGAGGAGGAGGAGCACGGUUGGCUAGAUUACCUACUGCAAUGACCGUUGACGGUUGUAGAGGUGCAAGCCGGUUUAAGGGAUUGUUGUCAUGUUUUUCAUUUUUGUAUUUACUGUAAAAAUAGCUCGGUGACUGUUUAGCAGCUUUAAAAAGCGUUAAGAGAAUGCGGUUUUUUAUACGCCGGCGGAUGUCCCCCCUUAAACUGGUGCUCCUUGGGGGGACUCUCUUCAUGGUGAUCUUGGUAGUUCUCCAGAGGGAUGUUGGCUCUUCAGCUGGAGACCCCUGGUUACAGGAUCUGGUGGUAAAGAGGGACAAAGUAAUGGGGAUGGUCCGAGAAGCUGUCAACAAUAUUGGCUUCCAGAUCGGCGCUCCACAGCCACCACCAGUAAAAGCGCAGCCUACAGAAGACACCAAGUGCCCCAGUGGAUUUUACACUCAGGCUGAGCUCAAACCUCACUUGGAGAGACCACCACAGGACCCCCAAGCUCCAGGGGCUGAUGGGAGAGCGUUUCAAAAAGACAGCAUGACCCCAGAGGAGGAGAAGGAGAAGGCGGAGGGAAUGACACGGCAUUGUUUCAACCAGUUUGCCAGUGACCGUAUCUCACUCAGCCGCAGUCUGGGGGAUGACACCAGGCCUCCUGAGUGCGUAGAGAGGAAGUUUCGUCGCUGCCCUCCUCUGCCUACCACCAGUGUUAUUAUAGUGUUCCACAAUGAGGCUUGGUCCACCCUCCUCAGGACGGUGUUCAGCGUCCUGCACACAUCUCCUGCUAUCCUACUAAAAGAGAUCAUUUUGGUAGAUGAUGCCAGUACUGCAGAGCAUUUGAAGAGCAGGCUGGAGGAGUAUAUACGUCAGCUGAAGAUUGUCCGUGUGGUGAGGCAGCCAGAGAGAAAGGGCCUCAUCACAGCAAGGCUUCUUGGUGCCAGUAUUGCGCAAGCUGAAGUUCUCACCUUCCUUGAUGCACACUGCGAGUGUUUCCAUGGUUGGCUAGAGCCCUUACUGGCUCGAAUUGUUGAGGAACCCACUGCUGUGGUGAGUCCAGAAAUCAGCAGCAUUGACCUCAACAGCUUCCAGUUCCAUAAGCCUGUGGCCACCAACCGCGCCUAUAACAGAGGUAACUUUGACUGGAGCCUGAGUUUUGGCUGGGAAGCCAUCCCCGAGGAUGCAAAGAAGCUACGCAAGGAUGAAACCUACCCUGUAAAAACGCCCACUUUUGCUGGAGGUCUCUUCGCGAUCUCACAAAAGUACUUUGAACACAUCGGAACAUACGAUGACCAGAUGGAGAUUUGGGGCGGUGAAAAUGUGGAAAUGUCCUUCAGGGUGUGGCAGUGUGGGGGUCAGCUAGAGAUCAUCCCUUGUUCUGUGGUGGGCCACGUCUUCCGUACCAAGAGCCCCCACACCUUCCCCAAGGGCACUGAGGUCAUCACCCGCAACCAGGUGCGCCUAGCUGAAGUCUGGAUGGAUGACUACAAGAAGAUCUACUAUCGGCGUAACAAAAAUGCAGCAAUUAUGGCCAGUGAGCACAGAUUUGGAGACAUCUCUGAUCGCCUGAAUCUGAGAGAGAGGCUUCAUUGCAAGAACUUCAGCUGGUUUCUAAAUACAGUCUACCCAGAGAUCUUUAUUCCAGACUUAAAUCCAGAAAAAUCUGGAUCUAUUAAAAACUUGGGGUCUAAUAUGUGCCUGGAUGCUGGAGAGAACAACCAGGGGGGUAAACCUCUCAUCAUGUAUCACUGUCACAACAUGGGAGGCAACCAGUACUUGGAGUAUACGUCUCAUAAGGAGCUGCGUCAUAACAUUGGAAAACAGCUGUGUGUUCAUGCGGCAAACCCGGUGAAGCUUGAGCUGUGCCGGCUUAAGGGGAAAGGUACCAGUGUGGCCCCUGAACAGGAGUGGGUCUUUACAGAGGAAAAUCUUCUGAAGAAUCCAAGCAGUGGACGAUGUUUAGCGAUGAAAGAAGGCCCGAUUUUGAUGGACUGCAAUGCUGCCGAACUCCACCAGCACUGGACUUUCACCUGACCUUCCAGUCUUCCCGCCGGGUGACCUUUGACACCUUCUACCCUCCCCCCCCCUUUCUCAAACCUGGCACAAAGGAGCCACAUCAAUAUUGAUCGAGUAGAACUUCACCGAAGCUGUGAAGCUUGGGGCGCAUACUGAAUGAAUAUUUAAAGGAGGGACAAGGUAAAGACAGUCACACCUGUCAGAUGCCUGGGGUGGUCUUAGUUCAUUUUAAAUUUAUUUAUGAAAGAAACUCUGCGAAGACAUUUGCUGGUGGUUGGGGAUCUUCAGCGUCUGGGCUGCGGCACUUGGGAGUGUCACCUUGAUCGUGGCGAAGCUGUGAAAACGUGUGACCUUAAAUGACUGGAUUUGCACCUAAACUUGGAAAAUUCUUCUUGCUUUGUUUGUUUUUGUCAGACACUGAAUGUGAUCAUAAGUUUAUAUCUUACUGAGGAGUAACAGAUGUCUGCUUUUUAAAUAAAAAUUAUGUUUUAGAUGAGGGCUUGUUUGUACACAGUAUGUUUUUUCUUUGUUUGUUUUGGCUUUUGGGGUUUUAAUAUUUUUGUUUUGUUUUUAAUUGCCAAGACUAUUCCUGAAAGUUUUAUACAUAAAAACUAAAAUAUAUUGGAGUUGUAACGAU